AUGCCAGAUAGCAACGGCUUCCAAGAAAGAGUUUUCAGUUCUUGUACAUGGUUUGAUGGAAAACUCAGCAAUGGACAGAAGGUUGACAUGACAUUCCAAAUGCGCCUUCUUUGCUACAAGAACAGUGCAUUCAUCCAGAACUACAAGCAAUGCAUCAAUGGUGCAAGAAAGGAAUGGGCUAAGAAUAGGACCAAGGAUCUCCUCAAGCUAACUGCCAGCAGAUGUGAAGAGGAGGAUUAUAACAGUGAUAUUAAUGCCAUGAUGGACAUUUACAACAAGAUUGAUGAGCCCCCAGCCCAGAACUAG
Seminavis robusta is the source of this 306-nucleotide messenger RNA. Lineage: Eukaryota; Bacillariophyta; Bacillariophyceae; Naviculales; Naviculaceae. The record is from the annotation of a GenBank genome assembly.